CAUGCACACGCAACGUUUCCUGUUUUCUAAAACUGUAGAUUCGUAAUUAAAUUUACCCAGAUGAAAAUGUCAGGCACAUCCAGGUUAACCGAGAGGCCUAAGCCACCUACGGUAGACGAGAUAAUGUUAGAUAUUAAAUCGGCAAAGGUGGACGACCCUGUGUUCACUUUCGGAGUGACAGGCAUAUCGAGAGAUUCGACGCCAUUAUCAAGUGUAGACACAUCAUUUGAUAUCGGCAGUCAUGGUGAGAAGUCCAUGGAGAGUGGUGACCACAUCGGAAAAUCACCAGAAAUGCCCGAUAUUGGAACAACCUAUCUAAAAACACUUCAACUCUUGAAUACAACUGAACUUUUGAAAUCCUCCUCAGAAAACUUAAAGGAUCAGUUUGAGCAGCUGGAGAAGCUGGGUACAGAGGUCACAGAAGCCAUCGCCGAGUUGAAGUCAGCAGCAAAGACGGUCAAAACCAAAUCAUGAGUCCUCUGGAAUGGAAUUCUAAUGUUGCAAUAGUUACAUAAUUUGAAGAAAUUGGUACAGGUUAUGUGUUGUUGGGAGUGUUCAUUGGACAUGGAGGGUCGAACUAGGGAAUUCCGAGGCACGGGAGGCAGUGGGGAAACGUAGUGAUUAAAACGUUCAUCUGUAAUGCUGCAGUGUAAACCACAUGGGUAGACUGUGUGUGAAGCCUAUUUUCGGGGUCCCGUGAUAUUGCUGUAAUAUUGCUGAAAUGCUCCCUCCCUCAGAUGGACAAUAGCCAGCAUACAAAGUGUGUACAGAGAGACACCUUUUUAGGGAGGCAUGAUUAUAUUUCCAUCUGCUCAUCAGUCAAUAUGUUGUCUGAAGGUAGCAGUGAAAUUCCAAAUUUGAUUUACAAAUUUUCCAUUUCUUCAGCAUUGUGAAAAAAAGAACUUAAAUCAAUUUUGAACAAUAUGAUGCUUCUCCCAAUUUGCCUCAGUUUUAUUUUGGAAUACUAGAUAAAUCCCAUGCACAAUUGCUUGAUUAACAUGGUAAGAGUGUGUGACAUGAAUGAUUGUGUGCCAUCCAUUUUGUUCAUGAUUCAUGUUCAUGCUAUCGACCACGUUCUUCUGGCCAAGGACUGAUUAUGUGCUAGAUCUAUUUUACUAUGUGUUAUGUAAUGACUAUAACAGGAACACUGCUGAUUGUGGCUAAGUCAGAUUUACGUCCGGGACAUGGUUUUGUUGACCUAAGAAUGGUCACUUGUUGUUUGUUUUGAAUAAGAACAUGCCAUAUUCACCAUGUGUAUAUCAUAAAAUGUUUGUAUAUUU
Molecule: messenger RNA, 1280 nt
Organism: Haliotis rubra (blacklip abalone)
Lineage: Eukaryota; Metazoa; Mollusca; Gastropoda; Lepetellida; Haliotidae
Product: UPF0449 protein C19orf25-like
Exons: 2
Coding region: 61-474 (137 amino acids)
Source: RefSeq, a predicted model, not a curated record